Molecule: messenger RNA, 1439 nt
Organism: Bradysia coprophila
Lineage: Eukaryota; Metazoa; Arthropoda; Insecta; Diptera; Sciaridae
Product: group 3 secretory phospholipase A2
Biological process (GO): arachidonate secretion; phospholipid metabolic process
Molecular function (GO): A2-type glycerophospholipase activity
Source: RefSeq, a predicted model, not a curated record
UAAAGAAUAUAUCAACAAACGGCAGUUAUUGAGAUAGCUUUCAACAGUGAACAUAUGUAAAACAUUGGUUGAGUGCAUGCUUUAUAACGAAAGCUUUUUGAAAAUUCAAAUUAUUUUUUUUUUUCGGUUGUCGGUGUUUGAAUGUUAACGAGGUUUCACUUUUACUUAACAAUUAAAUUGAUAAAAAAAAAAUUAAUUUCGAUGCAGAGUUGAAUGUGUGUUAAGAUUGACCGAAAAAGGCAAUAAAAUUCUUUUUUAGUCUAUUGAUUUUGUAAUUAGUGAUUUUAAAGCCAAUGUAGAAAAAGAGACGACUUUCAUAAUGUUGAACCGGAGCCAAACAACCAUGAAAUAAUAGACCGAUUAUGCAUAUCGUGCAAUAUACGUGCUUCUUGUUUGUUUAAGAAUAUAAAUUUAAAAUGAGUGCUACAAUAAAGAAAAAAUGUCAAAUUGUUUGUCUGCUGCUGUGUGCAGUACUAACCAUUUUGAAUAAUGCACGAGCUAAACCGACAAUAGCCUUUACUCUACCACCAGCGCUAACAUCGAUACCAUCGCUGUCCUCGUACACACAUCAAUUCGUUGGCCGAAAACUAUCAGAUCAAAUGAAAAGUUACAGCGGACAACGAUUCAGCAACGAAUCACUCGUAAUGAUUUACUUCAACGAUCAGACAAUAGCCGUAGUAGAGCUUGGUCCCGCAAAACUACUAUUGAACUGCGAACUUAUUGAAAUUUACGAUGACAAGGAAGGAGUACUGCUUCUACAAAAACUCUCAUCGAUCAACAAGCCACUAGAGAUUACAUUUAAGGACAUGGUCAAACUGAUGAGCCAAUGUGAUAUUGUAGAUAAACAAAAUGAAAUGAAUAGACAACCACAUCUGUCCAAAGAGCAACGAAGUGUUGACGGUGGCGGAGCUGGACUGUUUCCACAAAAUCCAUUUUCAUUGUUGAGUGGCAUCGUGCCAGGAACGAAAUGGUGUGGCACAGGUGAUAUUGCAACAUCAUAUAGUGAUCUAGGCUUUGAAAAGAUAAUGGAUAGAUGUUGCCGACAACACGAUCUAUGUCCGGUGAAAAUUCGGGCCUAUCAAAACCGUUACAAUCUUAUCAACAAUUCAUUGUAUUCAAAAUCCCAUUGCACGUGCGAUGAUAUGCUAUUCUCAUGUCUGAAAAAGACCAAUACGUCUGCGGCUCAAGUAAUGGGUUCGAUUUAUUUUAAUUUAGUACAGGUUCCUUGCCUCCAAGAAACGCCCAAAGGCUUACAGUUUCGUAAAGCACGCGAAGGAUUUUGAAUCACUGGCUUUUGACCGAUGAUUGGAAUGUGGUGCUCGCCUCUCUGGGAUAUCAAGACAGUCUGAAGGAAUUUUUAGUUUAUUUAUUACAAUGUUUUCGUCUAAUUGAGUGAAUUAAAUAAAAAAUAAAAAAAUAAAUAGAAAAAAUAAGCACAG